Molecule: messenger RNA, 1293 nt
Organism: Acaulospora colombiana
Lineage: Eukaryota; Fungi; Glomeromycota; Glomeromycetes; Diversisporales; Acaulosporaceae
Source: the annotation of a GenBank genome assembly
AUGUCAGCUGACGCACCAAAUGGUAGAACAACAAUAGUUGUCGGUCUAUUCAAACUUCAUUUAAGCGAUACAAGAGAAGAGGAUAAACCUCCGUUGCCCAUGGGAUUGGAUUACAGGAAAUGUAUUGUAGAUUACUUUUCCGAGAUGAAAAAGAUAAUAAAGACAACUCUUGACGCAACCUGGCCAGCCGACGCUGCGGCGGCUUAUUGCAUUUCCUCGGUCAAGCAAUUACCCGCUGGCGAGAACUUCAUGGUUGUGGACUGUGGAGGGGGGAUGGUAGAUCUGACGAUUCGCAAACUUACCAGCGAUGGGAAAUCGGGUGAAAUCAUCCGACAUGUUAAUGAAGUUUGCGGUAGCACAUUCGUUGACAAGGGAUUUAUUCGGCUUCUAUGCGAAAAGUUUGGAUUGUUCGAAGCGCUGCAACAACUUCAAACCUAUCAUUAUGAGCAGAUGCAAUAUCUCGUCCAGGAAUUCAGCGUAAAAGUCAAGUUUUCAUUUACCGGAGAUCCGUCAACAUUUAAACCCAUUGACAUAGAUCUGGAAGAUUGUUGCCCCUCGCUUUUGAACUACGCGACAGGUGAUGUCAAAAAGAAUAUGGAAAAGUUGGAAUGGCUAGUGGAAUUAAAUUUUGAAGAUGUCAAGGCCAUGUUCGAUUCGGUCAUUCAAAGUGUCAUCUUCCUGAUAGGAAAUCAAAUAUCACCUGAUAUAAGGUGUGUCGCGUUAUUCCUCGUUGGUGGAUUUAGCGAAUCUCUGUAUUUUCAGAGGCGAGUUAGAGAGACAUUUCAACAUUAUUUCCAAAUCAUAGAAGUUCCCAAACAACCCAUCACCGCGGUAGUAAGGGGGGCAGUUCAAUAUGUCGCAAAUAAGAAUACGAUGCGAUCAAGGAUAUUGAAAUACACUUACGGGGUUCAAGUCACGAAUAAAUGGAAAAAGGGUGAUCCACCACAACGAAAAACUCCAGAAGGCCUCAUGUACGUGUUUCACACAUUGGUAAAACGUGGAACUGAGGUUAAAGUUGAUCAGGUAUUUGGAUAUAUCGCGAGACCGUCAGGACCGUAUCAAAAAGACAUGACAUUCGACAUUUAUGCUUCGUCAAAUCCGGAUGUGAGGUUCUGUGACGAACCUGGAAAUCGUUAUCUAGGAACUCUCAAGGUAGAUCUGUCAGACAUCAAACACGGUGGGAAAAAGCUUAUAGAAUUCUCAUUAACCUUUGGGGCAACGAAAAUAAAGGCUGCGGCGAAGGAUAAAAAAACGGGGCGAACUUACCAUGCAUCAUUAAGUUUAGAUUUUUGA